AUGCUGAAUCAAGCUGCGGAGGCUGGGAAGUUUGGCUACCACCCGAACUGUAUAGGUGUCAAGCUUACUCAUUUGAGCUUUGCAGAUGAUAUCCUCGUCUUCUCCGAUGGCCAGGCUCGCUCUUUAGAUGGUAUAAUGGAGGUAAUGGAUCAAUUUGCGAGUGUAUCGGGUCUGUACAUCAAUGUUUCGAAGUCCACAGUCUUCGCAUCUGGUGACACCUCAGGCGCCCUUGGAGCUGCUGUUGUAGCUAAGGGGAUCAGCGUAGGGAUUCUGCCUAUAAUAUAUUUGGGAUUUCCCUUGACUACAAAGACACUUACAAAGCGUGAUUAUGAACCAUUAGUAGACAAGGUCCGCAGCAGGAUGCUCACCUGGUCCAACAAAAGUCUCUCUUUCGCUGGGAGGCUGCAGCUGAUCAAAUCAGUUAUUACAAGCAUAGUCAACUUCUGGAGCUCUGCUUUCAUCCUCCCUGUUUCUUGCUUGAAUGAGAUUGAGAGUCUCUAUAGCGCGUUUCUCUGGUCUGGUUCUCCACACCAGUCCCAUAAAGCAAAGGUUGCUUGGGCAGAACUCUGUUUUCCUAAGGAUGAAGGUGGUUUGGGUCUGCGUCGACUUAGAGAUUCUGCAACAGUCUUCUCCCUUCAGCUUAUUUGGCGUUUGUUUACAUUGGAAGGGUCACUGUGGGUUUCUUGGGUUCAACAUUAUUUGUUACGAGGUAGCUCUUUUUGGGAUGUCAAGGAGGACCAUAAAGGAUCUUGGAUACGGAGGAAGCUAUUAAAGCUGAGAGAUCUUGCUUAUCCCUUCAUGAAAACAAAAAUACUGAAUGGAAAUGAUGCGUUUUUCUGGUUUGAUAAUUGGCUUGGUCAAGGGAAAAUCAUUGACAUUACAGGAGAUGCAGGUACAAUACAAUAUGGAGUCCCUCGUAAUGCUCGGGUUUGUGAUGCAGUAAGAGAUGGACAGUGGCACAUUCGAGGGCAGCGUAGCAGGCACUUUCCAGCGCUUCUUGGUCUGAUCAGAGACGCACCGGUCCCUUGCGCUGAAAAUGGUCUGGAUCAAAUGUUAUGGCGGCAUUCAAGAAAUCAGUUCAAGGAUCAUUUUUCUGCAUCGGAAACCUGGCACCAACUUCGGGUUAAGCGCGGGACAGUACCUUGGAGCAAGGUUGUGUGGUUUGCUCAGGGGAUUCCGAGAUAUAGUUUAAUCACUUGGCUGGCGAUAAAAAAUAGGCUCUCUACUGGUGACAGGAUGCGCAGCUGGGGUAUGCAGCAACAUUGCACUUUAUGUGGGGAAAUAGAUGAAACUAGGGACCAUCUUUUCUUUGCUUGCACAUUUAGCUACACUGUAUUGGAUAACAUUGCUGGUCGUUUGCUUGGUCAGAGAAUGGAUCCUGAAUGGUCUGAUACAUUGCUAGCUAUACAGCAUGCUCGUUUCUCCCCUCUAUUUCAGAUAUUGGUUCGAAUGGUAUUCCAGAUGACAAUCUAUAAUGUUUGGAAGGAGCGCAAUGGGAGAAGGCAUCAGAAGCUAUGGUCAACUGCAGCUCAGAUCACUCGCCUCAUUGAUAAGACAGUGCGAAAUCGAAUUACCUCUCUUAAAUAUGGACCGUCACACAAGUAUGCAGGGCUCAUGCAAAGAUGGUUUACAGUAGUUCCUUAG
Messenger RNA from Brassica oleracea var. oleracea, 1644 nucleotides. RefSeq lists its product as uncharacterized. Bases 1 to 1644 code for a protein of 547 amino acids. The record is from RefSeq and is a predicted model, not a curated record. The transcript has a single exon. Lineage: Eukaryota; Viridiplantae; Streptophyta; Magnoliopsida; Brassicales; Brassicaceae.